AAGAAAAAAAAGAAAUGUACUGCCUCUCCAAGUCUCUUAUUAUGUGAUGGUGGGAAGCCAGAAGCUGCUGCUUUUGAGGCAAAAACCUAGGCCAGUGUCCCUGCUCAUGCCUCAAGGAUCCACCUGACGCAAAGCCACACCAACCUUCAGCAGCCACCAACCUGAUCAGUCAGUAGCCAUCAACAUUGAGGCAAGACCCUCCACCAGCAAAAAGAUUAUGACUCAUUGAAGAUUCAGAUGAUGGUUAGCAUUUUUCAGAAAUAAAGUAUAUUUUAAUUAAGUGUGUUCUAGGUCAAUGGCUUCUAAGACUCCAAUUGGAUUCAUUGGACUGGGCAACAUGGGGAAUCCAAUGGCAAAAAAUCUCAUGAAACAUGGCUAUCCGCUCAUUAUUUAUGAUGUAUUCCCUGAUGCAUGCAAAGAGUUUCAAGAACAAGGUGAACAGGUAGUGUCUUCCCCAGCAGAUGUAGCUGAAAAAGCUGACCGAAUUAUUACAAUGCUGCCCACAAGUAUCAAUGCAAUUGAAGUUUAUUCUGGAGCAAAUGGAAUUCUAAAGAAAGUGAAGAAAGGCUCAUUAUUAAUAGAUUCCAGUACUAUCGAUCCCACAGUUUCAAAAGAAUUGGCCAAAGAAGUUGAGAAAAUGGGAGCAGUUUUCAUGGAUGCCCCUGUUUCUGGUGGUGUGGGAGCUGCUCGGUCUGGGAACCUCACAUUUAUGGUGGGAGGAGUCGAAGAAGAAUUUGCUGCUGCCCAGCAGUUGCUGGGGUGCAUGGGCUCCAACGUAGUAUACUGUGGAGGUGUUGGAACUGGGCAGGCUGCAAAGAUCUGCAACAACAUGCUGUUAGCGAUUAGUAUGAUUGGAACUGCUGAAGCUAUGAAUCUUGGAAUCAGGCUAGGGCUUGACCCAAAACUAUUGGCUAAAAUCCUAAAUAUGAGCUCAGGACGGUGUUGGUCAAGCGACACUUACAAUCCUGUACCCGGGGUGAUGGAUGGUGUUCCCUCGGCUAAUAAUUAUCAGGGUGGAUUUGGAUCAACACUCAUGGCCAAGGAUCUGGGAUUAGCACAAGACUCUGCUACCAACACAAAGAGCCCAAUCCUUCUGGGCAGUCUGGCUCAUCAGAUCUACAGGCUAAUGUGUGCAAAAGGCUACUCAAAGAAAGACUUCUCAUCUGUGUUCCAGUUUCUGCGAGAGGAGGAGACCUUCUGAGUUUGUCCUUCAACUGUGGACACUGCUGGAAACCAAACUCUUAUCCUGGAGCCUCCUUAUAGCUCACUCCACAAGUAAAUGGGUUUACUCAAAGGUCACCAGGCUGCUUUUGAUCGUCUAGGUCACAGUAAACCUUAGGAUUUUUCACCCAUUUUAAACUGCUUAUUCUUUUAGUAUAUUUAGCAAACAUAUGUUAACUGAAUUUUUUUUCUCUGCAAGCCACUAACCAGCUGAUUGACCUUUUUAAGCAUAUUCAACUAAAUCAUUGAAUAAAACUUCAAUCAGGAUAUUAUUUACUCCACUUUACAAAUAAAACCAAAUAUUUUUGCAACAAGAUAAACCCCAUCUUAACUGAAGGAAAAGAAAUUAAUGUGAGGAGAGAAAUUAGAGUAAGGAUGUCUGGUGAAUUACCCCUGCAUUCCUCGGGAAGCUUUUCCUGUUAACUAAAAGCAGCAAUAGUCUUAUGUUACUGAGGUUGCUGACUUAUUUUCCAGAGAGUAGAUAAAGCAAACGACCUUGUAGCUACUUGCUUUAUACUUUGGACUUGGUUACAGUGUGUGUCCCUCUUGUUACAACUCUCAAUGCUCAACAAACUUGUUUUUUAUAUUUUUGUUUCCUUUACAUUCUUACUACAUAUUUUUGGACUUCAAAAGAAUGACAUCUUUAGACUUGUUCCAGAGCCAAUGAUGAUACUUCUUUAGAUGAUUAUUAUAUUAUUCUAAAUAAAGCCACAUUAUUUUGAAUUCAAAUAAAUUUCUAUGCUGAUAAUA
Choloepus didactylus (southern two-toed sloth) is the source of this 1971-nucleotide messenger RNA. RefSeq names its product 3-hydroxyisobutyrate dehydrogenase (gene HIBADH). Bases 296 to 1201 code for a protein of 301 amino acids. NCBI's taxonomy places the organism in Eukaryota, Metazoa, Chordata, Mammalia, Pilosa, Megalonychidae. Gene Ontology annotation, molecular function: NADP binding; NAD binding; 3-hydroxyisobutyrate dehydrogenase activity. The transcript has 9 exons. Gene Ontology annotation, cellular component: mitochondrion. The record is from RefSeq and is a predicted model, not a curated record. Gene Ontology annotation, biological process: L-valine catabolic process.